GAGGUCCGGACUACGAACUCAAACAUUCUGACCCAUUGGCGACCACCUGUCUACAACCCGGAAGACUACUUGACCGGCCUUAUGACGAGGAGGGGAGCAGCGCCCCCUGCACCUCUGCAGAACAAGGAGGAAAUGACACUGCGGCAGUUCGCGACUGCGACGGACCUUCUGACCAAGCUGGCCAACGACCUGCGAACUGCUUAUCCCAGUUUCGUCCAAGAGUUCGUCGGACCGGGCCUCGACGGCAUAACGCACCUCCUCGAGCUGCUGAAGACGGUUCAGGCGAACCAGACGUCGACUGCGAGGAGGCAGAACCUGCUGGAAGAGCUCGCCUGUCUGCAGUGUUUGUCGCACUGCCUACGAUGCCCGGAGACGCCGCGCAGACUUGCAGCCUCUUCUGCUGGGCUCUUCACCCUUGCGGCCUGCAUCAUGAGCAACCUAAACAAAUCGAGGAUAUUAGCCUUGCAAAUUUUGAGGAAAACGUGCGAGGAUUCUGGUGGUAAAGGCUACAGUCCAGUGAGCGAUGCUAUGUCGACGAUGAGGCUUAGGUUCGGUGAGCCGGUAAGAUUCAGAUUCCUCUGCGGAAUGCUGAGCAGUGCCUGUCCAGAUCUGCUCCUAGCUGGGAUAGCCUUCAUCAACAGUUUCGUCGAGUCGGCGCCCGGUCCCCAGGUCCAGCUUUACAUCCAGGCAGAACUGGACCAGGCCGGCUACAAGCCAUUUGACGUCGUCAAGACAAUACCAAAUAAAGCAAUAAACGAAGCCUUGCAUGCUGAACUUACCAGAUGGCAAAAGAUCUACGUUGACGUUAAGAAGAUCAAGUACAGGGAGUCUGAACUUAUAAAAGAAAUGCACUAUCUCAAAGAUAAAGUCCGCCAUUUAGAAAAACGACUACAGAUUCUUCAUGAUGAAAAGUCCAUGGUGUCGUCAAAUGAAUCCCGAUUGAAGUCUCGCUGUGAUGAGCUCGAACGUGAGGUGUCUUCUUUAAGGGGGAUUCCAAACCAAGGUGGCUCAACACCGGCUGAAGACGAAGGGAUCAGCUCCUCUGGUCAGGACGAUGGGAUCGAAAGGGAACCUUUGAUUUAUGAAAUGUACGCCGUCAACAAUGGCAAACUCGUCAUGGACUCCAAAGAAAAUGAAGACGAGGAGACUACGAUUGAUGAAGUGAUCGAAGAACUACAGAACAUCAUCAACGAUGCUGAAACAGACUACAAGGAGCAAGCGGACCCCAAACGGGCGGUCAAAGAGCACGCUGCCCUCACAAAAUAUUAUUCCAGAUUUAUUCAUAGGUCACAAAAUGAUAUGCUGAGUGUUGAAAACAAUGAGGCAGAGAUUGUCCCGGUGAUGCUUGUUCAGCAUCCUCCCAGGAGGUCCCGAAGCUUGUUUCUCGAGAGGGAAUUCUCAAACAGCUAUCAGUUCUUCGAGGAAGAGGAGUCGCGGGACAAUUCAGACUCCAUGCUUAGUAGUUCAAAUGAAAACAUCAAUCUCGCCUACUACAGCUCUCAACCCAAAUGUAACCAAAACAACAUAAACACAGAUCUGCAGAAACACUAUGUCAAGAGGAGAGAAACAUUCCACUAUGGUUUACAACCAUCGACACCGACUGUUGAAAUAAAACCGGAAAUUAAAAGCCGGAGGUGUAGCUUGGACGGUGUAUUCUUCACCGCAGAGAGUGUAAGUAAUAUUGACAGGAGCAACAACAGUACAAAAAUAUACAUUGAAGGCAAUGACAAUAAGAAAAUCAAAUCCAAGAGUCUAGACAGAAUCAAAGAUGGUCUGGACACAAUGGUCGAUAUCGUCGUCACUGAUAACACAGAUGAAAAUACAUUCAAAGAUAUGAAGCCAGUUCCAUUACAAAGAAAUCUUGGCUUAAACAAGGACGUCUUCGCUCAAAAGAAAAUGCAGAAGAGUGAAGAGAGCUUAAGAUAUCCUCAGGACAGGACUGUUUUCUUGCCGGCAAACGAUGACCAAGCUAAUCAGACAUUCCUUCUCAAAAAAGGAAGAUUUAACGCAGGCCUGUAUUCUGGCAACACACUCAAAGACAACCCAAUUACAACUCCAUUCGUAGUCAACAAUCAAUGUGACUACUACAGCAAGAGCCUGAAUGGUGCAAACCUUUCAAUGUCCAUGAAAAAACUCUCAGAUUUACCGUCUGGCCUGUAUUAAAAAUAUUUAUUGAAAUUAUAGUAUUUAUAGAAUAAUCAUUGUUUACACAUGUAUGGAUGUUAUUUGUGAUUGACAGAAGAAAACACUAUGUUUAAUGAAGCUGUCAAUAUUUUUAAAGUUAUUACCUUUCAAAGGAUGCACACAAAAAAUAGUUAUAAGGUUAAAUCGUUGUGUUCGAUCUCAAAUACACUAUAAUGAGUAGAAGGAAUGUCUUUUAAUAACUUGGUACAUUUUUUUAGUAAAUUAAUAUGUAAAAAGUUUCCAAUAAAGUACAUAUAAUAAAGUU
This is a messenger RNA of Cimex lectularius (bed bug), 2449 nucleotides long. RefSeq lists its product as uncharacterized. Gene Ontology annotation, biological process: regulation of cell shape; cortical actin cytoskeleton organization; cell migration. Bases 82 to 2163 code for a protein of 693 amino acids. The transcript is spliced from 7 exons. Gene Ontology annotation, cellular component: cytosol. NCBI's taxonomy places the organism in Eukaryota, Metazoa, Arthropoda, Insecta, Hemiptera, Cimicidae. Gene Ontology annotation, molecular function: actin filament binding. The record is from RefSeq and is a predicted model, not a curated record.